Molecule: messenger RNA, 7529 nt
Organism: Notothenia coriiceps (black rockcod)
Lineage: Eukaryota; Metazoa; Chordata; Actinopteri; Perciformes; Nototheniidae
Product: microtubule-associated protein futsch-like
Exons: 11
Coding region: 409-7434 (2341 amino acids)
Source: RefSeq, a predicted model, not a curated record
GGAGGCAGUAGUGACGCCUGGCAGUGCGCACAGAGAGAGGGGCUGACUUUCAGAGUCUGCAGGCAGGAAACAGCCAUUCAACAGAGCAGGGAUGUAUACACGGCGAAAUAUAAAGUAGUUAUCUCAAAGCAGAAGGGGGAGUGUCGCUGCCUGAAUCUCUAAUUCCAGGGGCCGCUGGACCAGGCUUUAGCGCAUGUAGAGAGAAGGAGGGGGAGGAGGAGGAGGAGGGAGGUGCAGGGGGCAGUGAGAGAGUACGUUUCACAGGAUCCAGGCCUAGUAGUAUUGCCGCUGGGACUCUCCUCAUCCGCUUUCACAAAAUUGGAAAUUGGCACAUUUAAUGGGCAAAAUGAGCGGGUUGAGGGUCAUGUUUGCGCUGAACGACAUCAGAAUGGGAGGAACCAUGCCAGCAUGAGUGGGCCUCACCCAGGCCCUGGCAGAGAGACUCAUCAGUCCGGCUGCCCUUUGACCCCCGGGCGAGACCUCGCCGCCUCCAGACACCAUGACCACAGGAUUGGGUUAAACAUGUCUGCCUCCUCCCUCAAGCAUGCAUCCAUGUAUGGGUUUACAAAAACGGAGCACUCCUCCUCUUCCUCCUCUUCAUCCUACAGUCCUCUCAGGAGGCUGCAGCAUCUCACCUCCAUGGUGAGCCAGCCGGACCUGGUGCUGCCGGUGAGGGAGCCGGAAAGGAGCUGGGAGUGGGGGGGGAAUAAGAAGGAGAGGGGGAAGGAGAUGGAGACGGACUCCUGGGCUGACUGCACAAGCGGGGAUUAUUCUGGCAGCCAGAACACAAGCAGGGAGGAAAGCUAUUGUGGCUCUUCUUCUGGACCAAAACAACCUGUGGUCCAGAGUAGAAGUCGAGACAUACCUGCAGCUCCUGACGUCUCGGAGAAAAAGACAGAAGGUCUGUUCUCAGGCCCGCCCAGCCCGGCCUUCUCUCUGGACAGCAACAGCCCCUUUGCUAACGGCUUCCUCCACUUUGAGUCCUCUUUGUUUGAGGAUGACGAUGAAGAGCAGGACGCAGUGUCCCCUCUGGACAGAGGCUUGGAUAAACACGACAGGCCGGAGAAUCUGAUCCCAUCCACUCCUGGAAACGUGAAUUCAGACUCCAAGGAUGCUACCCUGUCCUCAGCCAAGGUGGUGACCCGGUCCCAGUCCUCGGGUCAGCGCCGGAGAUACUGGGACGGCUCGGAUGACGAGUGGGAGAGCGGCUCAGAGCUGCUCCUGCUGGACGAUAGUCCCACAAGGCAUUCAAUGCAGAACAGCUUCAAGAAAAAGGCUGUGCCAUCUCUGAAGUUCUUAGAGGGUGAAGUUAUUUGGGCAAAGUUAAACCGAAGACCAUGGUGGCCCUGCGAGGUGACCGUUGACCCCGCACAGGGAAUCUAUCACAAAGUGAAAGAGCCCAGUGACCGGCCCAGUCGGCUCUACCAUGUCAGGACCUUUGGGGAGCCUUUGGAGCUAACCUGGGUGGAGGAAAAAUCAACUCACAGUUUCCACGGAGGCUUUGAAUUCGAUCAGCUCCCCCUACUGCGCCGGAAGGGGAAGCAACGGGAGCAGAACUACAAAAACACUAUUGCAAAGCGUUUACAGGACUCAUGGAAAUCCAGUGUGGCAGAAGCUGAAUUUGUUGUCCAAGCAAGACACCAAAUGUCUUCUUCCUUUCCUUCGUUCAUAGACGAUGACUUUCAAGACAGUUUCUCACCGGAGACAGAGCGCAAGGCCAAUCCAACUUUUACUCCCUCCACUUCACCGACCCUUCCUGAGACUUUCUACAUGACCAAUGGGUCCAUUUCACCCCCAAUUACAACUCCAGCAAAGCCAAGCACUUUAAAUAAAUCAUCUGGAAAGAAGCAACCAAGUAAAUCAUCAAAGGACAGUUGUAGUAAACACUCCAAAAAGUCAAAGACAUUGCGUAAUAGUCCUGACCAAUCAGAGAGAGAUAAUGGAGAGUGCCCAUAUUCUGACAUCGACUCUGUCCCUAAGAUUUUGUGUCCUAAAGCACUUGAACGUCAGUCUAAGCUUACUACAACUCAGCCACUGGUCACAAUUGUUAAAGAAGUGAAGAAGCAGCCAGAGAUUCAGACUGGUCUUUGGUUCACUAAAUCAGGCAAAGACAGACGACCUAAAACAACCAGUUCAAAGUCGGACCGCACUCUCUUCAGUAAGGUGCCCUGUAAGAAAAAAAACUCAUUUGCAGCAAGUAAAAAGUCACUACUUCCUACUAGUUUCUCCACCUCCAGUGAGCAGCUGGGGUUUUCAGACAGGCAUAAGACUCCUGGUGAAACAAAACUGUCACCUGAACAGCCAGUACAUUUGAAAUGUAAAAACACUGUGAUUGCUAAGAAGCCGUUUGUAACAACCAGCAGUACCCCUUACAAGUCAAGUUUGUCAGACAACCGUAAGACUCUGGAACCGGCUGAAUCAAAUCUGAUAACUGAACAGCCACAACAUUUGAAGUUUAAAAACACAUUGGUGGCUAAUACGUCUUUGGGUACAACUGCGAGUCCCACAGAGCAUUCAUGGUUUUCAGAAAAGCAUAACACUCUGGUACCUGCUGAAACAAAUCUACAACAUAAACAGCCAGGACAUUUUAAGUGUUUUAACACAAAGGUUGCUAAUAGGCCUUUUAGUACAUCUGUCAGUACCAAUGACCUAUCAGGGUUGUCAGACAAGCAGAGCUCACUGGUCUUUGAUAAGUUAGACGUGCCCUUUGAUAAGUGUAGAUAUUCAAAGGAUAGAAAGACAGACUGUAAUACAAUUGAACCUGUUACAGUCUUACCAUUGGAUCAAUUGGGUAGGUCACAUGUUAAAAAAAACAUAAAACCCAGCCCACUCAUUUUCAAUGAUCAAUCAAUGUUGAGUGUAAAGACAGUCAGUCAAACUCCACAUUCAGACACAAUGGCUAAUUAUAAGGUCCAUCCAAUCGACAGGAUUUCUGACCAAGCAGAAGAAAAGCAAAGAAAAAAGUUGAGUGUAAAGAAAUUCAGCAAAACUCAACACUCAGACCCAAUGGCCAGUAAAACGGUCCAAGUAAUUGACUGGAUUGAAGAAAAAGAAAGUGAGAAGUUGAAUGUAAAGACAUUCAGUGAAACUCAACAUUCAGAGACAACAGCUAGCAAAAAGGUCCAUGUAAUCGACAAGAUUUCUGACCAAGCAGAAGAAAAGCAAAGAAAAAAGUUGAGUGUAAAGAAAUACAGCAAAACUCAACAGUCAGACCCAAUAGCUGGUAAAACGGUCCAAGUAAUUGACUGGAUUUCUGACCAAUCGGAAGAAAAAGAAAGUCAAAAGUUGAGUGCAAAGAGAGUCAUUCAAACUCAACAUUCAGACUCAACGGCUUGUAAAAAGGUCCAUGAAAUGGACAGGAUUUGUGUCCAAGCAAAGGAAAAAGAAAGUAAAAUGUUGAGUGGAAAGAGAGGCAGUCAAGCUCAACAUUCAGACUCAAUGGAUAAUAAAAAGGUCCAUGAAAUUGAUAGGAUUUGUGACCAAGCAAAGGAAAAAAGAGGUAAAAAGUUGAGUAAAAAAGAAGCCAAUCCAACUGUACAUUCAGAACCAAUGGUUACAAAAAAGGUCCAUGUAAUUGACAGCAUUUCUGACCAAGCAGAAGAAAAAGAAAGUCAGAAGUUGAGUAAAAAAAAAGCCAAUCCAACUCAACAUUCAGAUACGAUGGUCAAUAAAAAGGUCCAUGAAAUUGACAGCAUUUCUGACCAAGCAGAAGAAAAAGAAAGUCAGAAGUUGAGUAAAAAAAAAGCCAAUCCAACUCAACAUUCAGAUACGAUGGUCAAUAAAAAGGUCCAUGAAAUUGACAGCAUUUCUGACCAAGCAGAAGAAAAAGAAAGUAAAAUGUUGAGUAAAAAAAGAGCACGUCUAACUCUACAUUCAGACACGGUGGUCAAUAAAAAGGUCCAUGAAAUUGACAGCAUUUCUGAACAAGCAGCAGAAAAAGAAAGUAAAAGGUUGAGUAAAAAAAGAGCCAGUCUAACUCAACAUUCAAACACAAUGGCUGAUAAAAAGUACACUGUAGUUGACGGAAUGUCUGACCAAUCAGAAGAAAAGGAAAGUAAAACGCUUCGUGUAAAGACAGUCAGACAAAAUCCACAUUCAGACAUGUUGGCUACUAAAAAUAUCCAUGCAAUUGACAGGGUUUCUGACCAAAGAGGAGAUAAACAAAUACAAAAGUUAAGUGUAAAGAGCUUCAGUCGAACUAAACAUUCAGACAGAAUGUCUGAUGAAAUAGUCCACGUAGUUGAAAGAAUGUCUGACCGAUCAGAAGAAAUGAAAAUUAAGAAGUUGAGUGCAAAAAUAGUCAGUCAUACUCAACGUUCAGACUUGGUGGCUAGUCAAGAGGUCCAAGCAAUUGACAGAGUCUCUGACCAAGCAGAAAAGAAAGAGAGAAAGCAGUCGAGUGUAAAGAGAGUUAGUCAAACUGAAGAUUCAGACACAAAGACUGAUAAAAAGGUCCAAGUAAUCGACAGGGUUUCGGACCAAGCAGAAAAGAAAGAGAGAAAGCAGUGUGCAACGAGAAUCAGUCAUUCCCAACAUUCAGACUUGGUGGCUAGUCAAGAGGUCCAAGCAAUUGACAGAGUCUCUGACCAAUCAGAAGAAAAAGAAAGAAAGAAGUUGAUUGUAAAGAGAGUUAGUCAAACUGAAGAUUCAGACACACUGGCUAAUAAAAAGGUCCAAGUAAUCGACAAGGUUUCUGACCAAGCAGAAGGAAAGGAGCGUAAAAGGUUGAGUGCUAAGAAGAUCAUUCACACUCAACAUUCAGAGACAGAGGCUAAUAACAAGGUCGAAGUAAUCGAAAGGGUUUCUGACAUGGCAGAAGAAAAUACUUCAUCAGCCAGGUUAAAUGUUGAUGCUUUUGACCCAAUAGCAAGGCUAGAAAUGCAAACAAGUCUACUCUCCAAGUGUAGGCUACCUUUUGUAAAAUUAAUACGCAAGGACAUGAAGGGUAAGAAGUUCCUUAACUCCACUGUGACCCUUAAUCCCAAUGACCAACCUGGAUGUACAAAGGAUGAAAUACCAGAUGCUGAAGUACCUGAAAUGUCCUCUAAACAAUCAGAUUGGGUGAACGGCAAGGCAAGUAUCUCCAUUGAUCGUGCAGUCAGUUCAGAAUCCAUAAAGAUCUCAGUUAAGAAGGUAAAAGCAAGUGGUGGGACAGGUGUCCUCCGUCUCUCGUCAGAAUCCUUACACGAUAAACCUAUUGUUACAUCCAAAGUGGCAAAUGUGCUUGAUGAGUUGGGUAGUCAAGAAUCGGAAAGGGUACCAGUUUUAAAUGUAAGCAACAUGACUUACUCAUUGUCAAACCAAUCAGAAGGUAGGAAGACUCUUGCAUCCAAUGAAUCAAGCAUGACCACAGACCAGUUAGGCAACUCAGAACAAAAAAUGACCUCUGCCAAUAGUACAGCUUUUGAUAAAACUCCAUCUUCUGUAAAAGCCAAGAAAGUUGUCUCCAAAUUAAAGCUGGUUUCAGAUGAAGUCAAUAGAAUCGUACUCCAUGAGCAGCCUACUCACCUCCCAGCGAGCGGUCGGUUGAUGACUCGAGCCCUGAAGGCCAUGCAGGAGGUGGAAGAAACAAAGCGAGAAAAAGUCAGAAAGAAGGCAGAGCACAAAGAACUCUUAAAUCUAUACAAAACAACUGAGCAUGUGGCAUGCAACUCUGCAUCUAACUCCAAACUGGACUUUUGCACUGAAAUCAAAACUCGUACUGACAAUGAUUUUGACCAGGACACUUCUAGCUCUAGCACUUCCCCUUUGACACGUCCUGAUUCAGCUGACUUGGAUGUGAAGAGUGAAGAUGAAGAUCUCUCCAUAUCCUCAACUCCUCCAAUGGACUUCAUACCCCUUACUUCUAGGGUAAAGGCAAAGAAUGAAGAUCAAUCCUCUGACAUGCAGCGCUCGUCGUCUGCACCUUCCUCACCAUUUUCUUUUAUCAAUUCCUUUAAAAAUAUUGAGGAGGUAUCCUUCCAGUCCCUGACAAAUGAGGGUGAAGGUAAACCCAUCUCUUUCAAAGCAGACACAAGCUACAAGUUCAGCACUUUUCUCAUGAUGUUGAAGGACUUGCAUGACACUAGAGAGCGAGAGGGGACCCCUUUAGAGCUUGACAUUGGGCCACCAAGUGCACAUGUGAAGGAGGAACCUUUAGUGAUGCCUGGGGAGGCUACAUCCGCAGGCCAAGAUCCACAAAUUAAACAGGUUAAAAAUGAUUCAAAUUCAAGUCCAGACAAAGUUGAAAACAAACACAAUGAGGGGAGCACAAGUCAGACAUCCAAGAGGCCCUAUAAAAGAAGAAUCAGCUCAACUAGGGUAAAAAAGAAAGCCAACCGUGAGGUGCCUUGUCGUCCCGCCAGGUCUGGCCCUGGUUUCCCAGGACUGGAGUCAUUGCCGACCACAGACUCUUCAUCAGGACUCGAUUGCUCGUCAAGAGACAAGUCACUGUUUGGCAUAGAGGCCAGCAGCUGGGAGAGGCACGCUGGAGGAGCUGAAGGAGUAGUUGGGGAGGAGGAUGAUACGUGGAGUAGAGUAAAUGAGAAUCUACAGAACAUGGUGCCUUUGGAGCAGAGGGGAUGUGACACUACGCUGUGUCUGGAACAGCCAAAUGGCCUCGUUGCAGAUGGUACUGAGACGACCACGAGCUUCAUGCGCGACACUGGAGGAAGUGACAAGGCUCCAAAAGCACACAAACGAAUAAGAAAACCAAGCAAGAGACUGAUUGAAUGGACUGAAGAGUAUGAUCAGAUUUUCUCCACCAGGAAGAAAAUCAAAAAGCCUCUCCAGUUGAUUGGAAAGGAAACUCAACCCGUUAUGUCCGAACACCCGGGAUCUGACAGCAGCUCACAGGACGACCACCCCUCCUUGAAUUUGCCUCCUGAGAUACAGACGCCACCUCCUGAGGAAAUUCCUACAACAACACCGUCUGCACUACAGAUUCCCAACACUGAAAACACAUCUACCCAAGAUGCACCUGUACUUUCCAUCGACACACUAACCCCUCCUCCUGAAGCUGACCAUUUGCUGUCAGAAGGCCUCGUCAAAGGCAACGGAAGCGCUCCUGUGCUGGAGAGGAAGCGGAAGAGGAAACCCACUCAGAAGAUCCUGGAGUACUGUAUGGAGGCAGAGGCCUCAGCGGGCCCCAAGAAAAAGGUCAAAACACUAAAGAACAAUUCAAAUCCUGCUCCUCAGUCAGAUGCUGGACCGCCAUCUUUAAAAUCAAAGACUCGGCAGCCCACAGCCUCCAGCUCAACAGAGGUAUCCUCCAGCUCCACCACAGACCCUCCUCCCAAAUCUCCUGCCCCCUCCCCUCCAGCACCUCCAUCACCUGAACCCACGCUGGAGGAAACACCGUCAGCAGACAUUGAUGCUCCUCAAGCCGAGGACAAGAAGGAGUCGACAGAAUCAGAGGCUGAGCCGUCCUGCUUGGAUCAAGCUUCUCCUCCAUGAAUGACGACUUGUCGCUUGUGACGAUCCUCUGUCACCCUCAAGGAAGAUCAUAGGGACCGAGGGGGUCCUGCAUCCUUAAAGGAGAACAUAUGUCA